AUGAUAGAGAUUGCUGCGAGCGCUGGCGUUCCAUUCACGCCUGAUCCAGAUGUCAUGAGAGAUGAUGAGGUGGCUCAGGUAGAAAAGAUGCUCAUUGACUUCAAGCAAGCUGGUAUUACUACUAAUGUCACCGACGCAACACAACCAGUCAUACUUUCAGUUCCUCCAUCAGGAGGCAUUCCACCUGCUGCUCCUCCAAGGUGUGAAGUAUGGAUGGAAUAUUAUGGAUGGACUGGAAAAAGCCUUACGUAUCCUACAUUGAGUCAACGGGAUCACCUUAUUAUUGCUAUUCGAGAAAAUUUACUACUGCAAAAGAAAUCGGAUUGCCUUCGUCGUGAUGUUGAAGAACUGAAAAGGCAACAACUUCUGAAGGCAUUUGGAACGAAGAUUCGCACCAUUCUGAAGUCUGCCAUCUGCCAUUCCGACGUCGCGGUACUGAUGUGUUUGAUCUUAAUGUUUUGCGUGGUUACCACUUCCGCGCAGUAUCUGCCCACUGCAGAGAAGAAAGUAGUUCGAAAGAUACACAGAAGAAGAUUGGAUAGAACGUGUUAA
Cylicocyclus nassatus is the source of this 552-nucleotide messenger RNA. The record is from the annotation of a GenBank genome assembly. Lineage: Eukaryota; Metazoa; Nematoda; Chromadorea; Rhabditida; Strongylidae.